AUGGCUACCCUUCGCUCCGUCUUCGUCCUCGCCUUGAUCCUCGUCUCUCUCCCCGCACUCUAUGCCGCGUCCUCGCCAAAGCGGGGCGACGAUGCUGCUGGAAGCGCGGCCGUGGACGCGGCGAGGUGGGGCCGCACGCUGCUGGAAGCGAGCAGCGGCUCCGCCGCUAGCGAUGCUGACGUGGACCAGGUGGGUAGCGCGGAGGAGGAGGAGGAGGUGGGGGACCAGGCCACGGACGGGCUGGACGAGGCGGUGCGGGUGCUGAUUGGCGCGGAUGCGUGGAAGAGCGUCGUGGAGAAUAUGCGGCAGGCGAAGAAGUGGAGGGCGGCGGCCGAGGCGAAGGCGGGAGGCAAGGCGAAGAAUGGCGGCGUGGAUGGUGUCAAGGGUGCGGCGAGCGCGCACAGCAGCGGCAAGGGCAGGAAGGGAGCAGCGGCGAAGAUGAACUGGAAGAAGAUCCAGGAAGAGGCGAGGAACGCCGUGGUGAGCAAGGCGGGAGGGCUGGCGAAGAAGGGCGGCAUCGCUGCUGGGGGAAGCGCAGGCGUGGGCGCGGCGAGUUGGGGCCGCAAGCUGCUGGAAGCGAGCAGCGGCGCGGCUGCAAGCGGUGCUGACGCGGACCUGAACCAGCUGGACGUGCACGUGGGUGGCGAGGAGGAGGAGGUGGGGGAGGUGACGGACGGGCUGGACGAGGCGGUGCGGGUGCUGCUGAGCUGGAAGAAGAUCAAGAACGCGGCGAAGAACGCGGCGAGCAAGGCAGGAGGGGUGGCGAAGAAGGUGGUGCAGAAGGGCGGCGUGGAGGCGCUCAAGGCGGCGGCCAAGGGGUACAGUAACGGCGGCAUGAAGGGCGCUCUCAAGGCCGGCGGUACCUCGUUUGCUAGCACCGCGAAAAAGAUGGCGGUUCGCCCCCACCACACGCCUCCCUCCCCCCUGCCCCGCUCUGCUGCUGCUUCUCCCGCCCCCACCACCCCUUCCUCUGCCGGCCCCUCCCCUCUGUGCCCCUGCACUUCCCUGCCUCCCCCUUCCACCCCUCUGCUGACCCUGGACGCUGCCGAGGCUCGGCCCGAGCCAUGGGCUGUCCGUGGUGGUGCUGCUGCUGAAGCAGAGGUGGCAGGGGGGUUUCGGAAGGGAGGGGCGGAGGAGGGGCGAGCACCGGCGAAUGGUGGUGCGUGUGAUGGUGGGGGAGCGGGAGGGCGGGGGUGA
Messenger RNA from Closterium sp. Naga37s-1, 1197 nucleotides. Lineage: Eukaryota; Viridiplantae; Streptophyta; Zygnematophyceae; Desmidiales; Closteriaceae. The record is from the annotation of a GenBank genome assembly.